Messenger RNA from Falco peregrinus (peregrine falcon), 3643 nucleotides. RefSeq names its product formimidoyltransferase cyclodeaminase (gene FTCD). The transcript has 17 exons. The record is from RefSeq and is a predicted model, not a curated record. NCBI's taxonomy places the organism in Eukaryota, Metazoa, Chordata, Aves, Falconiformes, Falconidae. Gene Ontology annotation, molecular function: folic acid binding; transferase activity. Bases 166 to 1791 code for a protein of 541 amino acids.
GAAACCCUGGCUCGGGGGCAACUGUGAAGUUGGUUGCUGCGAAGAAGGUGCUGGGAGGAUUUUCCUCUGCUGUGGGACAGGAAAGGGCAGGUAAACCCACAGGGUGCAAGGAGGAGAGCCCGGAACCGUGUGGAGCAGGCAGACCCUGAGGCAGACCCUGACACCAUGGCCAAGCUGGUGGAGUGUGUCCCAAACUUCUCGGAGGGGAAUAACAAAGAGGUGAUCGACGCCCUGGGGCAGGCCAUCUCCCGGACACCGGGCUGCGUGCUGCUGGACGUGGACGCCGGUGCCUCCACCAACCGCACUGUCUACACCUUUGUGGGCUCCCCCGAGGCUGUCGUCGAAGGCGCACUGAGCGCGGCCCGUGUGGCCGGGCAGCUCAUUGACAUGAGCCGGCACACGGGUGAACACCCUCGCAUGGGGGCCCUGGAUGUCUGCCCCUUCGUGCCGGUGAUGAACGUCAGCAUGGAGGAGUGCGUCACCUGCGCCCACGUCUUUGGGCAGCGCUUGGCAGCGGAGCUGGGGGUUCCUGUUUACCUGUACGGCGAGGCGGCACAGGAUGAGAGCAGGAAAGCCCUGCCCACCAUCCGUGCCGGGGAGUACGAGGCGCUCCCUGAGAAGCUUGCAAAACCAGAGUGGGCGCCUGAUUUUGGGCCACCAACCUUUGUCCCCCGGUGGGGGGCCACGGUGACGGGUGCUCGGACCUUCCUUAUUGCAUACAACGUCAACCUGCUGUGCACCAAAGAGCUGGCUCACCGCAUCGCCCUCAACCUCCGUGAACAGGGUCGUGGCACCGACCAGCCUGGGCGCUUGAAGAGGGUGCAGGGCAUUGGCUGGUAUUUGGAAGAAGAGAACAUAGCCCAGGUUUCGACGAACCUGCUGGAUUUUGAGACCACACCGCUCCACGCCGUCUAUGAGGAGGUCUGCCGAGACGCGGAGGCACUGAAUCUCCCUGUGGUGGGGUCCCAGCUGGUGGGGCUUGUCCCCAAGAAGGCCAUGCUGGACACAGCCGAGUUUUACAUCAAGAAGGAAAACCUGUUCAUCCUGGAGGAGGAACAGAAGAUCAGGCUGGUGGUCAGCCGGCUGGGCUUGGACUCCCUGUCUCCGUUUCACCCCCGGGAGCGCAUCAUUGAGUACCUGGUGCAGGCAGGAGAGGUGGAUGGGGGGCUAGUGGCCAAGCCGCUGGGCACCUUUGUGCGAGCAGUCGGUGGGAGGUCGGCAGCACCAGGAGGAGGUUCUGUGUCUGCAGCUGCGGGUGCCCUGGGAGCAGCACUGGGCUGCAUGGUGGGGCUGAUGAGUUAUGGGAAGCGGCAGUUUGAGGAGCUGGACCCCAUCAUGAGGAAGCUGAUUCCCCCCUUCCACCAGGCCAUGGAUGAACUGGUGGCAAUGGUGGAUGCUGACUCCCGUGCCUUCAGCAGCUACAUGGAAGCUAUGAAGCUGCCAAAAAGCACCCCCGAAGAGCAGGAGAGGCGCACAGCUGCCAUGCAGCAGGGGCUGAAGACGGCAGUGAGGGUGCCCUGUGCCCUGGCAGAGAAGGUGAGCGGGCUCUGGCCUGCUCUGAAGGAGCUGGCACGCCACUGCAACCUGGCCUGCAAAUCUGACAUCCAGGUGGGAGCCAAAAUGCUGGAAGCAGCUGUGUUCGGAGCUUACUUCAACGUCAUGAUCAACCUCAAAGACAUAACGGAUGAGAAGUUCAAGCUCGCAAUGUCACAGAAGGUCUCUGGGCUGCUGGAGGAGGCGAAGCAAGGCUCGGCGCUCGUUCUGACGCUGCUGGAGAAGCGGGCAGCCUGAGAGGGGCUCAGGGAUGCGCUGGGGGCUCUGCAGUGGCCAAUACAGCUGGGAAUCGUGUCAUCCCUGCCUGGGCUCCUUCGGUCUCUGCCUCAGGAGCGUCCUGUCCCCUGCUGGCCUUUCCCUGGCUAAGGGUGAUUUUUGCCGUGUGGGGUUCAGACCCUGGUCUCCAUCCCCCCAAUCCCUGGGGCAGAAGGAGCUGGCUGGGCUGGCAGUGCUUGGGGCCACAGCAAUCUCAACAGAGGGGACAGCACUGCCCAGGAGGGGAUCCCAGUGCGUGGGCACCUCCUGGCCCCACACACCCCUCUGUAUAUCCAUGCCCAGAACUGCCCCCCCCCGAGACACCCCGCUGCCCACGGGGCUGGGGCAAGCCCUGGUGCAAUCCUUUCCUGCAAGGUGUCUUUUUGACACCGCAUGAUGAGACCAGCCUGUUGCAUUGCUCACUGGCCAGGGAAAGCAGCGCUGCCAAAUGCGGGGCGGUAUUGGGAAUGUUAGCAAGAAGGUGGGGAUGGGACGGGAGGAGCUCUGCCCCCUCCUCACAGACUCCCUGAGAGAAAGACCUGAGCAUCAGGGCACCGAGCCCUGCCUCUCUUGAAUGGGUCUGAUGGCAGAUAUCCCCUCCUCCACCCACACCCCAUGGCAGCACCCUGAUCAGUGUCACAGGGAGUCAUUAGCUGGACCCUGCUGUCCCACAGCAGUGCCUGCAGGAGGGUGACCCCACCUGUGCCAGCCCCUGCCCCUGGAUGCUGUGUCCAUGCUGGGAGCACCAAGCCAGGGUUCAUGGUGGGGAUGCCUGACUCAUCCCAUCACCUGAUGUCGGGAUGUGAAACCAUCACCCUCCGUCCUAUGUUUUUAUCAGCCCUGUGGGACCUUUGUACCGGCUGGGAGCGGCGUGUUGACAUUUCCCAUGUGCCCAUGGUGAUGACCAUGGCACAGGGAGUGGUGCGGCUGGUUCCACUGUUAUGCUGUGUCACCCCUGCCUGCCACACCCCUUGUCACCUGGGCAGGGCCCUGGUAUUUAGUGGGUGCCCGCCACCCUGGGUGAGCCGUGCCAAGGACAGCGAUCGGGGGUGCUGCUGGCACUGGUGCCUGCAGAGGGUCUGCCGGCAUCGCCUCUGCUGGGAGCUUUUCGGCAGGUUCGCUCAGGGGCCGUGGAGGAUGUGGAACCCCAACCCAGGUGCACCCGGGGGGGUGCCACCACCACAAGUCCAAAUUUGCCCAUCUGCUCCUCCGGGAUACCCUGGUCCUGGCACUCCAGCAGGUCACUACCCCGGCUACCCUCCAGUGCCACCUGGCACGCCUGGGGCUUAUCCCCCAGGACCCCCAGGUGGCUAUCCCUGUGGCCCCACUCCACCUGGCCCCUACCCACCGGGGCAGCACCACCAUGGGCACCCCCAACCAGGGCAUCAUCCCCAUGGGCACCCGCAUCCUGGACCACCAGGAAUGCCGGGGUGCUCACCGUGCCCCCCUGGCUGUCAUCAGAAGCACCAUAAGAAGCACAAGAAGAAGCACUCCAAGCACCAUGGAGGCAAGCACUCCAGCAGCUCAAGCAGCAGUUCUGACUCCGACUGAAGAGGACAUCUCCCACAUGCGUGGUGGUGAAGCGAUGAAACACAAAGUCAAACACCCCAUGGGAACCACCUGCAUGUUGCUCCGCUCCUUUUCCCUUCCCCUUAGAGUGGCGUUUUGCUUGCUCGGUGAUUCUUCUUGGUUUUAGCUUGUAAAUUCUCUGACAGGAAUUGCUAUGGGAUAAUGGGCAGCAGUUCCAUCCUCUGUCUUUCGGGAGCGCCUGCUGAAAGUCAUCCCCAAGGCUGCAGGUAGCAGUGCAGGGACUAUCACGUGCUGGUUCACAGUC